Molecule: messenger RNA, 942 nt
Organism: Cloeon dipterum
Lineage: Eukaryota; Metazoa; Arthropoda; Insecta; Ephemeroptera; Baetidae
Exons: 2
Coding region: 31-690 (219 amino acids)
Source: RefSeq, a predicted model, not a curated record
AGCAACACUGCGUGUUCUGGAGGUUUCAGAAUGUUGUUCUUCUUCGUGCUGGCGGUGGUGACGCCGAUCUUCGGCGUCUACGCUGGCGUCGACAUAGUGCACGCGCUUCUCGUGCACGAGGAGCACAUUGCGCCUACUCCGAGGACGCUGGCCAAAUUUGUGGACGAGUUGCUGUCGAUCAAACAACAACCAAAAAGAUAUCAUGGGAGCCAGCAGUCCAACUAUUAUUUCUCUCCCUCUCCUUGGAUGGGUCGACGACAGCCUAAACAGCAGGUGCAUCAUCAUUACCGACCCCCGUUAAAGGAGCGACCUUUACCUGUCAACAAAUCACCGCUAACCUACUCUCCCCCAUUGAUCAUCUAUUCAUCGCCGCCGACCUAUUCAUCCCCACCAACCACCUUUUCACCACCGCCGGUGUACUCACCCCCUCCAACAAAUGCUCCUCCGCCGACCUAUUCGUCACCCUCUCCUUCGACAGAACGUCCCAUCCCCGAGUAUCGAGCUCCGCCACGGCCGACCAUUGAGCCUCAGUUCGAGUUGCCUUUACCAGCCAUCGAGGUUGAGCCGCCAGACGAGGAGCCGCAGCACUGGCCAGCGCCGCCAGAGGACGAGCUCCCACCGGCGCCCAAGCCAAUUCCCACUUUUAAAUCUCGGCCCAGCAAGAAUAAUGGUCGCGGCCGAGGCGAGUAGAAGUACAAAAAUUGAGAUUUCCGUGUUUUUAAUUUUAAUUUUUCAGGUGGUAGAAAACUCAAUUCAAAAGGUCACCGAGAAACAGGUUCAGCAGGACAGAGCAAGACUCCUAGCAGGGAAGAGUACAAGCGGUUGAUUAAAUUUUUCCUGACCGCUUUUGAUAGCAGGUACUGAUUCCAUUGAUGUUAAUUUAAUUGUAAUUUUUAUUUACAUGUUGAGUUGUAGACAGAAAUAAAAUUGAGUUAUUAUUUG